Messenger RNA from Pseudophryne corroboree (corroboree frog), 2907 nucleotides. It is a transcript of the gene DCST2, whose product is annotated as DC-STAMP domain containing 2. The transcript has 12 exons. Lineage: Eukaryota; Metazoa; Chordata; Amphibia; Anura; Myobatrachidae. The coding region runs from base 601 to 2907 and encodes 768 amino acids. Gene Ontology annotation, cellular component: membrane. The record is from RefSeq and is a predicted model, not a curated record.
UGUCCUAGCGACGGAGGUUGCUCCGCGGCGCCAUUUUUGUAGCGCUAAGCGUCCGGUGCCCUUUCCCGCGCUUUAGGGUCUCAGGAGCCGCGUUUGUCAGGAGCCAUCUCCCGAGUCACAGGGUGUCAGGAGCCGCGUUUGUCAGGAGCCAUCUCCCGGGUCACAGGGUGUCAGGAGCCAUCUCCCGGGUCACAGGUUGUCAGGAGCCAUCUCCCGGGUCACAGGGUGUCAGGAGCCAUCUCCCGGGUCACAGGUUGUCAGGAGCCGCGUGUCAGGGUGUCAGGAGUCAUCUCCCGGGUUACAGGUUGUCAGGAGCCGUGUCUGUCAGGAGCCAUCUCCCGGGUCACAGGGUGUCAGGAGCCAUCACCCAGGUGUCAGGAGCCAUCUCCCGGGUUACAGGGUGUCAGGAGCCAUCUCCCGGGUCACAGGGUGUCAGGAGCCAUCACCCAGGUGUCAGGAGCCAUCUCCCGGGUCACAGGUUGUCAGGAGCCACGUGUGUCAGGAGCUAACUCCCGGGUCACAGGGUGUCAGGAGCCAUCUCCCAGGUCACAGGGUGUCAGGAGCCGCGUCUGUCAGGGUGUCAGGGGCCGCAUCAGGAGGAUGGGGAGCAGAGUGUAUCACUGGCUGUUCUGCGGGUGCAGGGCUCUGUGCUCCGGGCUGUGUGCGCUGUGGCCCCAGGGCUGGCUGGAGAAGUGGACCACACAUGACAUCGAGGGCAGGCCCCGCCCCGGGCAGGACACCGCGUGUAAGAAAUUCCUGCGCGCCUGCGGAGGCUUCACCCUUGGCCUCCUGCUCACUGCGCUCUACGCCGUCAUUGUGCUGUUUGUCAAAUGCCACAACACCCAGUUUUGCCUGUGGUCCACUAUAGUGCUGGGCACCUUCCUGACCCUGGGCAUGGCCUUCAGCGCCACCGUGCGGACUAUCGUCUUCCUCAUGCUGCCCCAGCUGUGCUCAGGGAAAGGAACAACCAUCAUGAUAUUUAUUACCAUGGCCUUAGCCGUGCAGGGGCCAGGCGCCAACACCAUGGAAAAUGUCCACCGGGUGUCUGACUCACUCUCGUGUGGUUUGGAACUGACGCUCAAUCACACCAAGGAGCUUAUAGAGGAGGCGAAACAGCCGUUAUUACGUGCUGUGCGUUUUCUGAAGAGCAUCGGAACAAAGCUGUUUUCUGUCUCGGAACGUACCAGGAGAUUCUUCAGCUCCAUGCUCAACGGAGUGAAACAUAUUGGGAGGUCGCUGCGCAAUGUCUGGGAAUUUCUCAGCAACAUGGGGGAGGUCUGUAAUGAAGAGCUGGAAACCCCUUAUACAAAAUGCAUCGGGAUCUUCAACAGAGGCAAAGAGCAGUGCUUCAAAUCCUUGUCAAUCCUGGGCUUCCUGUGUUACAUUGUGGAUGCCUUCCGACCUCUGUGCGGCCUCGCCAAAUCUGUCACCCUACUGUGUGCCAUCCCAUCCUACAUUCAGACGUUUGUUAGAAAACACCUGCAAACCCCCUUGGUUUCCGUGCUCCGAUACACCAAAGACCAGUUCCAAUUCAAUUUGACGGUGAUCCACGAAUUUGGAGUAAUGGUGAACGCCAGCAAGAGCGUCAUGCAGGUGGCCACAGACAUCAUGGAGGAGAUCCAGGAGUACAUGGAACCGUACCGGAAGGCUCUCAGCCUCUUCACGUACUCCAUGAUCUGUGUCAUCCUCUACUACUUCAUAAUGGCCAUGCGCUACCGCUAUAUGUACCUGCACGAUGAUGAGUUUGACAAUGUCUAUAUUACACAGAGAUUCAUCCGGAUUGAUGUUAUCAGGGAGAGAAGCAACCAGCCGACCUUACUCCCUCUGUCCUCUACAGAAGCCUGUGACUAUAUCCGCCCCGGCUCACUUGCCCUUACCAGACAUGAGAGGAAAGGCUACACAUUUGCAAUUAUCAAUGUGUUUCGGAGCCUGCUUAUCGUCUCAGUGUUCUUGUUAGUCGAUUAUGUCAUCUUCUGGCUCCUGGAUAUGACGGUGUAUCAUCUGCAAGCCGACGUGGUGGCCCAAGCUCCUGUGCUCGUUACACUGACUGCGUCCGGAAAGGGAUUCUUCAGAGAGAUCUUCUCCAGGGUUGUCGAUGCUUUCAACGUCAUGCAGAAUACCAACUUCACCAUCUUCUCUAAGAAGUGCCUCAUCCGUCCCUCACCACCAGACGUCACCAUGUACUUCCUGAUUGUAUCCCUACUGCCAAGGGUUCUGAGAAAACUCAAACAGAAAGGAGGCAACCUCAUAGUGGCAGCCCUGGCAUGGUUCUCAGACCUGCAGGAUCUCAGUGGGAACCUUCCACUUCAACUACGCCAAGACCUCUUGACUCAGGGAUCGUGUCUGCCACGUCUGUCUUUGUUGUUCCUCCAGUCGGACUGGUUUGAGCUUCUACAGGAGGUUGAGGUCAAGUUUCUCACGUGGAAGUCCUCAGAGUGGGAAGCGGACUUCGGGGUGUACGUCCUGACGACUGAGGUGUUCUACGAAUUCGUCUUGAAUGCCUUACAAGAGUCUCCAUUUGAACCUCUUGAAUCUGUGGACCUUAAAUGCCUUACGCUUAAGGUCGCAUUUCUGUUGGCUAUUGCCUCUGCUAGGAGGGUGUCGGACUUAGGCGCUUUGUCCUGUCAUCCACUCUUUCUGAUUUAUCAUUGUGACCGGGCUAUUCUUCGAACUCACCCUGGUUAUUUGCCUAAGGUGGUUUCUUCUUUCCACCUUAACCAGGAGAUUGUGGUUCCGGCCUUCAUCUCUUUUGGUCUAUCCUCCAAUGAAAAAUCUUUGGAUGUGGUACGGGCUCUCCGUGUUUAUGUGGAGAGGACUGCCUCCAUCAAGAGGUCUGAUUCCCUUGUUGUACUGUUUGGUUUCCACAAACGUGGAUGGCCUGCGAAUAAGCAAACCUUGGACCGAUAG